Molecule: messenger RNA, 3823 nt
Organism: Poecilia reticulata (guppy)
Lineage: Eukaryota; Metazoa; Chordata; Actinopteri; Cyprinodontiformes; Poeciliidae
Source: RefSeq, a predicted model, not a curated record
UCACACAAACUCACGCACACACACGCACACACACACCCACAUGCACACACACACACGCAUACACACAUAUUGGCAUACAGACACGAACAAGGACAUCUAUAUUGCAUUCUCAACAUCACCAUGAACAAUGCUCACAAAUCAGAGACAAAUUAAGCAAGUCUUCCUUACUUGUUGUCCGUCUUAUUCGUAUUAACUUUUAUCACAUAACACCAAUACCUGCACUCUUAAAAUGUCAUUAUAUUUUCCACGAGCAAAAUGGGUAACAUUAAAAGCUGCACAAAAAAAGCUCCUGAAAUGGUAGCUUAGUUUUAUAACACAGGCGAAUGCAAUGCUGUGUUUUCAGUGUGCAGUAUUUGUUUUUUCCCCAGACUUUGCACCAACACGUUAAUAUUUAUUAUCCAAGUUUCCACUAACUAGUCCAUACCUGAGUUAUGCACCACAAUGAGACAUAUGUGAUUGUGUUUUUAACAUGAUAUUUUCAAGAAAGCUAUUCAGAGGUUCAAGACAAAUUUGUGCCCUUUUAAAACUUAAAUAAAAAUACACCUCCAGAGACUGGGAAGAUUUGUUUAAAUUAUUGCACAAUGACUUAUGCAUGUGAAAGAGUGUCAUGGAGUGUAGAGUUYGAUUCUACUGUUCAAAUGUAGGUCACUGCACUCAUCAAGGAGAGUACAUGGGGGUGGGGGAAGAGCAUAAAUCUCCUUAUUUAUAUGUGUUCCUACUUUUAUUUACAUGUUAGACKUUUCCCUGUUAACUAUUUUUGUACCAUCAGUCAUUUCAGUCUUUUUGUUUCUCAUUAAAUGUUUGUUUCAGUUACUCUCCWUUUUUGUGUGAUUURUUAUUACAAUUUAAGGGGAAGGUUUAGUGCUUGCUGUCUUUUAUUGUACUGCUCAGUCUGGCAAUUUUUAUGUGUAUUUAAAAUUGCUCUAAUUUUUAUUGUGACAAGUUUGUUAAAGAGGUUGUUACAAACAGAGAGAAUUCAAAAUGARUCCAGGAAUAUCUGUAAAUAUCAUUUUCAGGUAUUUUAUGUCAUUGAUUUUCCCCAUUUUCUUUCAUUUUAAACAGUUUUAUUGAUGUUGUGCAACACAGACGGUUAGAAAAGAGGGGAUGUAUGAAGUCUGGAUGAACCGAACAGCUGAAAUAGAGGAAGGGUUUUGCACACACAGAGAUUACGUCGUUCUGUUCUAUGACUUUAGAUGGUGCUGUUGCCUAAGCACACUGCUGGUGUGUUUAAUGAAUCUGUCUCCACCCGUCUCAGACAGAAAACUAGACAAGGAUUGGAUUUCUACUCACUCCAUUUGGACCGAGUUGUGGCUUUGCUUGAUUCUGAAGACUUUAUGAAAAAAAAUAAAAAUAAAAAAAUAAGAAGGUUUUUUUUUUUCAUCAUUAUAUUUCUUGAGACGAAAUGGGUAAUCUGAAACACAGAGGCCGUAUGCUCGUUUGGAAAAUCUCCAUUUUGCUUUUCUGCCUCCAUGCUGCGGUCAGCGGGCAAAUUCGCUAUUCUAUACCAGAGGAAAUGAGGAAAGGACUGUUUGUUGGAGACGUUGCGAAGGACCUAGGAUUGGACAUUAGAAGGUUGGUGUCCGGUCGGGCUCGACUUGUAAUAGAUGAUGAGCAUCAAUAUGUCUCUCUGAACCAGAACAAAGGACACAUCGUAGUCAAUGAACGGAUUGACAGAGAAAUCCUUUGCGCAAAAARGUCGCCCUGCAGCUUUACUCUAGAAAUUGUUCUGGAAGAUCCACUCGAGUUGUUUGCAAUUACAAUCGAGAUACAAGACGUGAAUGAUCACGCUCCCGUUUUCCCGAAAAAURAAAUUAAUUUAGAAGUUAGUGAAUCGACGUCCGCCGGCACGGUUUUUCUGCUCGAUAGCGCAGUUGAUCCCGACGUGGGAAUAAACUCACUGCAGACAUAUUCGUUAAAAGGAAAUGAACAUUUUGUUCUUAAGCAACAUACCAGAGCCGACGGUAGUAAAUAUCCUGAAAUUAUGCUUCAAAGUAAUCUGGACCGUGAAAAACAAAGCGAGCAUACGCUGAUAUUAACAGCGGUUGAUGGUGGAGAACCGCAAAAAUCAGGAACCGUAAAGAUUCAUGUGUCCGUCUUAGAUGCAAAYGACAACUCGCCAAUUUUCACGCAGUCAUCAUAUAAGGCAUCUGUUUUGGAAAACGUUUCACCGGGUGUGAUUAUAGCGAAAGUCAGUGCGGAAGAUGCGGAUCAAGGUUACAAUGGCAACAUCACAUAUUCCUUCACCCACCAAAAAGAUGAUUCCUCGUGUCCUUUUGAGAUUAAUCCCACCAGUGGAGAGGUUAAACUAACUGGUGAGCUAGAUUUCGAAAUGUAUCCGAGUUAUGAAAUAAAUCUUCAAGCUAAAGAUCCGUGGGGGUUAGCAGGUGCCAGCAAGUUAAUAAUUGAGGUAGCAGAUGUAAACGACAACAGCCCCGUCAUUACAAUGACGUCAUACUCAGGUAAGAUUUCUGAAGAUUCUCCUUUUGGUACAGUAGUGGCUUUGAUUAGUGUACAAGAUAAGGAUUCAGGGAGAAACGGUCAKGUGCAUUUAACUAUAGAAGAAAAUCUACCAUUUAAAAUUAAAUUGUCUCUAAGAAACUAUUAUACGCUGGCGACAGAACAAAUCCUGGACCGGGAGAGACACUCUAAAUACAACAUUACUCUCACUGCCACUGAUGAAGGCGUACCUGCYUUAUCAAGCACGAAGGUUUUAGGUCUAGAAGUCACUGAUGUUAAUGACAAUGCUCCAGCAUUUAUCAAGGAUAAUUAUAACAGUCAGGUUAUGGAAAAUAACCAUCCUGGUGUUUCAUUGCUGCAGGUCCACGCAAAGGACCCAGACCUCAGUCAGAACGCACGUAUUUCGUAUUAUCUUAUUGACAGCGAAAUUAAUGGAAAUCCAGCGUCUACGUAUUUCUCAGUUAAUACAGAAAGUGGAGACAUCCAGUCRUUGCGUUCAUUUGAUUAUGAACAGAUCAAAGAAUAUAAAAUACGUGUACAAGCACAGGAUGGAGGCUCUCCUCCACUCAGCAGUAACGUGACCGUAAAAAUCCUGAUCCAGGAUCAGAACGAUAAUCCACCUCAGGUUUUGUACCCAGUCCAGACUGGAGGCUCCAUGGUGGCUGAAAUGGUUCCUCGUUCAGCAGAUGUGGGCUACCUGGUGACCAAAGUGGUGGCUGUGGAUGUGGACUCUGGACAGAAUGCCUGGCUCUCCUAUAAACUCCAGAAAGCCACAGACAGAGCGCUGUUUGAAGUGGGCUUACAGAAUGGAGAAAUAAGAACUAUCCGUCAGGUGACUGAUAAAGAUGCUGUGAAACAAAGACUGACUGUCAUAGUGGAGGACAACGGGCAGCCCUCUCGUUCAGCUACAGUCAUUGUUAACGUGGCGGUGGCGGACAGCUUCCCUGAAGUGUUGUCGGAGUUCACUGACUUUCCACACGAUAAGGAAUACAAUGACAACCUGACUUUUUACUUAGUGUUGGCUCUGGCUGUGGUUUCCUUCCUCUUCAUCACGUGUUUAGUGGUUAUUAUAUCAGUGAAGAUCUACAGVUGGAGACAGUCUCGCAUCCUGUAUCACUCCAGCCUCCCUGUGAUUCCAUAUUAUCCACCUCGUUACUCMGACACUWUGGGAACAGGAACUCUGCCACACGUGUACAAUUACGAGGUGUGCAGGACAACUGACUCCAGAAAGAGUGAUAUUAAGUUCGGAGGAGCUGGUAGUCAAAACGUGAUGCUAAUGGAUCCCACAUCUGUUGGGACGAUGCAGCGGAUACAGAGUGAGAGGAACAUCCUGGAUGAACCCGACUCUCCAGUAGAGGUUAGCUAA